Arachis duranensis is the source of this 1119-nucleotide messenger RNA. RefSeq lists its product as uncharacterized. Bases 1 to 1119 code for a protein of 372 amino acids. The transcript has 3 exons. NCBI's taxonomy places the organism in Eukaryota, Viridiplantae, Streptophyta, Magnoliopsida, Fabales, Fabaceae. The record is from RefSeq and is a predicted model, not a curated record.
AUGGCUAGUGAGGAGAGUUUCGUAGUGUUGGUUCAUCACAGAGGAUCCAUUAAGAGAAAAACUCGUUCCAGUGUGAAGUUCACUGAUAAGGAUCCUCUGUGUAUGAUUGUUAGGCCUACGACGAGGUAUGAGGACCUUGUUAGCUUUGUACUGCUGAAACUUGGUCUCGAAGGUGUGAAAUGGGUUAAGAAAUUUUUCUAUCACAUUCCAAUCAUGUUUCCAAAGGUGAGGACACCAGAACUGUUGGCAAAGUUAGUUGACGUGGUAUCCAGCUCGGGGGGUUCGAACCGAAAUACCACCACUUUAGCCACGGUAGCCGGAUCUAGCUCCAGACCUACCGUUGCUUCUUCCUCCGUCCCUGCGUACGAGCCACCCGUCCAACCUGUUGCCUCCCCUUCGUUCGCUGUUGAUCUCAACCGCAGUGUAGGUGACGAGGCCGGAACAGGGGAAUUUCCACGAACCUCUUUACAGUGUGCUGCACCGGCUAGGGUUGGAGAUGGAUUUUUGGAUGAUCUAGAGGAUGAUGAUGUCGAGCCGGAUAUGAUUGCUGAUGACAGUGGCGAUGAUUUCGGAGCAAGUGAGCCUGCUGGGGCGGGCGGUGGUUUUAGCUCUGGCACACAGCAGUACCCUCCACAUUUUUCUUCUUUAGACUUGGAUGCCAUGAGGCAGGAGCGGUUUCCUGGGCAGCCGGCUGGAUUUGGCGCUAGAGAUGGUGAAGGGUCUGCAGGUAUGACAGAGUUUCAGGUUGGUCAACAAUUUCAGGAUAAAGGUGAGGCCCUGUUAAGUGUGAAGACUUACAGCAUCCGUCGAGGGGUACAGUACAAGGUCGUGGAGUUUGACUAUCGCCGGGUUGAUGCAUCCGUCAGCAUCAAGGUGCUCCUAAAUGCCACCGCCGCACACUUUGGGUUUAGGCCUACGUACAGGAGGGUCUGGUUGGCCAAGCAGAAGGCUGUUGCCCUCAUCUAUAGUGACUGGGAUGAUUCAUACAACGAGCUCCCAAGGUGGGUGUUAGGAGUCCAGUUGAUGAUGCCUGGUACUGUUGCAGUCCUUAGGACAAGUCCUGUUCGUAUCGGUGCACAGCUAGACGAGUCUCAAGCUUAUUUUCACAGACUAUUCUAG